AUCUUUCUCUUGGAAUUUUUGAAAUGCGUUUACGUGUGUUUCCACUCAGAAGUUCAAUACUUCAUUGAUGUCUCAUUGAUGUCUUUAUGAGAGUAAACUUCUAGAUUUGGUUAUCUCCACUUCAUGAGCUUGGGAUACUUAUAAUCUUCUGAAACAAGGUUCCAAAGUACUAAAAAUGGCCUUUGCUGCUACUGAUAAAGUUGUUCUAGGCUCAGUUGCUUUUGCAGUCUUCUGGGUUUUGGCUGUUUUUCCAGCAGUUCCAUUUCUCCCCAUUGGUAGGACUGCAGGCUCGCUCCUUGGGGCCGUGCUCAUGGUAAUAUUCAGAAUUUUAACUCCAAACCAAGCGUAUGCUGCCAUAGACCUGUCAAUUCUAGGCCUUCUCUUCGGAACCAUGGUCGUAAGCGUCUAUCUUGAAAGAGCCGACAUGUUUAAAUACUUGGGCAAAUUGCUCUCAUGGAAGUGCCAGGGUACAAAGGACUUGCUUUGCCGUAUCUGCUUUAUUUCUGCCAUUUCGAGUUCUCUGUUCACCAACGAUACCAGUUGUAUUGUUCUGACAGAGUUUGUGCUCAAAAUCGCGAGGCAAAACAAAGUUCCUUUACAUCCGUUUCUACUUGCUUUGGCAUCGAGUGCAAAUAUUGGUUCUUCUGCAACUCCAAUAGGCAACCCUCAAAACUUGGUUAUUGCUAUUCAAAGUGGCAUCUCUUUCGGAAAAUUUGUAGCGGGAGUUAUUCCUGCUAUGCUUGUCGGUGUUGUUUUGAAUGCUUUAAUACUUCUGGUUAUGUACUGGAAGGUUUUGUCGGUCGAAAAGGAUGAAGAACAAGGUUCAGUCGAAGUGAUCUCCGAGGUAGAUGUGAAUUCUCAUCAAUUCUCGCCUGCAACUAUGUUGCAUCUGGCGUCGUUGGAUUCUCAAGGAUUGAAUCCCACAGCAGGUGCUAUUGACCAGCUUAAAAAGAGAUCAAGUUCAAGGGAAGAUGCAAUUCCAGUGCAGUCUAUGAUGGAAGAAGAGGGGGAUUUGGCCAACGGAGGGAAUAGAUUGUUGAGGAAGAUGUGUGUUUAUCUUGUUACCGUAGGAAUGCUUGCUGCUUUUCUUGUCGGUUUAAACAUGUCUUGGACUGCAGUCACGGCUGCACUUGUUCUCGUGGUCCUUGAUUUCAAAGAUGCAUGGCCGUGCCUGGAAAAGGUUUCCUACUCUCUCCUUGUAUUCUUCUGUGGAAUGUUUAUCACGGUCGAGGGCUUCAACCGAACUGGGAUACCUAGCACUUUCUGGAACUUAAUGGAGCCCCACGCACGUAUCAAUCAUGUCAGCGGCAUCGCAGUGUUUGCCCUUGUUGUACUGGUCCUUUCGAACAUUUCUUCAAACGUACCAACCGUUCUGCUGCUUGGAGCAAGAGUGGCAGCAUCUGCAGCAGCAAUAUCACCAAUUGCAGAGAAGAAAGCAUGGCUUAUAUUGGCAUGGGUGAGCACUGUUGCCGGAAACUUGUCGCUGCUGGGUUCGGCUGCCAACCUGAUUGUUUGCGAGCAGGCUCGCCGUGCUCAGCUUGGCGGCUACACCCUCACAUUCUGGAGGCACCUCAAAUUUGGAGUUCCAUCUACCCUUAUAGUCACCGCGGUUGGCUUGGCUCUCGUUAGGGGCUAAGAACAUGUAUUUUGGGAAGACACAUUCGUGUUUUGUGGUUGUUUGUAGAAAAGUUUUUUAGAACAAGUAAACACUUUGCAUGUCCAUAUCUUGGUUGUUUCACCACAGCUUUAUGGAGGCAUCUCAAGUUUGGAGUUCCUUCUAUCCUUAUGGUCAUCGCGAUUUGACCCGGCUCUCAUUUCGGGUUAAGAGCGUUCAAUAUCGGGAAAUCACUCGGGUAAAAGGUGAAUGAUAUCGUUCUGUAUCUUGUUCCUUUUUUCACAACAACGAUAAUAAGAGAAACAUAAGCC
Rhododendron vialii is the source of this 1926-nucleotide messenger RNA. Its product is annotated as silicon efflux transporter LSI2-like. Bases 176 to 1636 code for a protein of 486 amino acids. The record is from RefSeq and is a predicted model, not a curated record. Gene Ontology annotation, cellular component: membrane. The transcript has 3 exons. Lineage: Eukaryota; Viridiplantae; Streptophyta; Magnoliopsida; Ericales; Ericaceae. Gene Ontology annotation, biological process: transmembrane transport.